GACCGCAGUGCGCAGGGACUCCAGGGCUCUUCGCUGCGCACCCGAAGACUUCCGCGCCCCUAUCCCUGCGCCCCCACGCUCGCCGAUCCGGGCGGAGGAUCAGGAGGGGACUCCUGGCCCCUGAGGCCGGCGCCCAGGGAGCCCAGCGAGGCCCGCCGCACUGCUGAUGUGCCGCGGGCGGGCGGCAGCCCCUGAAGCUGGGCCCCGAGGCUGAGAGGGACCGACGGGAGCCGAGUGGAGGGACCGCCCCGGGAGCAUGGGAAGAGACCGGAGAGCCGCGUCUGGCCCUGCCCUGCAGCGGUGGCUGCUGCUGGGGACCGUGACGGUGGGGGUCCUGGCCCAGAGCGCCUUGGCGGGUGUGAAGAAGCUUGAUGUGCCCUGUGGAGGGAGAGACUGCAGUGGGGGCUGCCAGUGCUACCCCGAGAAAGGCGGGCGUGGUCAGCCUGGGCCAGUGGGCCCCCAAGGCUACAAUGGGCCACCAGGGUUGCAAGGAUUCCCAGGACUACAGGGCCGCAAGGGUGACAAAGGUGAAAGAGGAGCUCCUGGAAUAACGGGACCAAAAGGAGACGUGGGAGCAAGAGGCGUUUCUGGAUUCCCUGGUGCUGAUGGAAUUCCCGGACAUCCGGGGCAAGGAGGCCCCAGAGGAAGGCCCGGCUAUGAUGGCUGCAAUGGAACCAGGGGUGAUGCAGGCCCACAGGGACCCUACGGCUCUGACGGGUUCCCUGGCCCUACCGGGCCCCCUGGACCCAAAGGGCAGAAAGGCGAACCCUACGCACUGUCCAGAGAGGACCGCGACAGGUACAGGGGUGAACCUGGGGAGCCUGGGUUGGUUGGUUACCAGGGGCCUCCCGGCCGCCCUGGGCCCAUUGGACCGAUGGGCCCAGUUGGAGCUGCAGGAAGACCAGGACCACCCGGACCUCCUGGACCAAAAGGAGAGCCAGGCAACAGAGGACUUGGUUUUCAUGGACAAAAGGGAGAAAAGGGUGAUGUGGGACUGCCGGGGCCCAACGGGAUCCCGUCGGAUCAUUACCCCCCCUCCGUGGGACCCACUAUCAGCUACAUCUCGGAUAUGUACAAGGGUGAAAAAGGAAGUGAGGGAGACCCAGGAAUAAAAGGCAUUUCCGUGAAGGGAGAAGAAGGCAUCGUGGGCUUUUCAGGAAUGAGGGGAAGCCCUGGCUUCGACGGUGAAAAAGGCUCGCCAGGACAGAAAGGAAGCAGAGGCCUGGAUGGUUUCCAAGGCCCUGAUGGGCCCAGAGGACCCAAGGGAGAAGCGGGUGACCGGGGACCCCCAGGACUGCCUGCCUACUCCCCGCAUCCUUCCCUCGCCAAAGGUGCCAGAGGUGACCCGGGAUUCCCAGGGGCCCAUGGGGAGCCUGGCAGCCAGGGUGAGCCAGGAGACCCCGGCCCCCCUGGCCUGCCUGGCACAUCCAUCAUAGAUGAAGAUGGGAAGCGGGGCCUGCCCGGUGAGAUGGGUCCCAAAGGCUUCAUAGGAGACCCAGGCAUCCCUGCACGCUACCCAGGCCCACCUGGAGGAGAUGGAAAGCCGGGGCUCCGAGGACCCCCCGGGCCUGCCGGAGAACCUGGACCGGAUGGUUUCCUGUUUGGCCUCAAAGGAACAGAAGGAAGAGUGGGCUUCCCUGGGCACUCUGGCUCCCCUGGGACCCGAGGACAGAAGGGAUGGAAAGGUGACGCUGGGGACUGCCGGUGCGCAGCGGGCGAUGAUCAGUUCGUCACGGGCGUUCCAGGCCUGCCGGGACCCAAGGGCUUCCCCGGCCUCAAUGGGGAUCCGGGCAGGAAAGGCGAGCCAGGAGACCCCGGGCAGCACGGCAUCCCCGGGUUCCCCGGGUUCAAGGGAGCCCCUGGCAAUGUUGGCGUGCCUGGGCCCAAAGGAGCAAAGGGAGACUCCAGAACAAUCACAACCAAAGGUGAGCGGGGACAACCAGGCGUCCCGGGUGUGCCGGGGAUAAAAGGUGACGACGGCCUCCCAGGGCGUGAGGGGCUCGACGGAUUUCCUGGCCUCCCAGGCCCUCCGGGCGAUGGCAUCCCAGGCCCCCCGGGGGACCAGGGCUACCCAGGAGCACCUGGAACGAAGGGGGUCCCAGGAGAGAGGGGCUCCCCGGGCCAGGGCUUACCAGGCCCAAAAGGCGAGCGCGGCUUCCCUGGAGACACCGGAUUACCUGGACCCUCAGGCUUCCCGGGUCCUCCCGGGCCCCCCGGCACCCCAGGACAAAUAGAUUGUGACACCGGCGUGAAAAGGCCCAUUGGAGGGGACGGACAAGAGGCUGUCCAGCCAGGUUGCAUUGGAGGGCCCAAGGGACUGCCGGGCCUGCCAGGAUCCCCAGGCCUCACAGGUGCCAAAGGCCUUCGAGGGAUACCAGGCUUCCCAGGAGCCGACGGAGAGCCAGGGCUCAAGGGUUUCGCAGGAGAUCCAGGUCGUGAAGGGUUCCCAGGACCCCCAGGGUUCGUGGGACCCCGAGGAUCCAAAGGCGCAGCGGGCCUUCCUGGCCCAGAUGGACCCCCAGGUCCCACUGGCCUCCCAGGGCCAGCCGGGCCCCCCGGGGACAGGGGGAUUCCUGGGGAAGUCCUGGGAGCCCAGCCCGGGCCCCGGGGAGAUGCUGGACUGCCCGGACACCCAGGGCUGAAAGGCCUUCCAGGAGACAGAGGCCCCCCGGGAUUCAGAGGAAGCCAGGGGAUGCCCGGAAUGCCGGGGCUGAAGGGCCAUUUGGGCUUCCCGGGACCUUCGGGCCAGCCAGGACUGCCCGGGCCUCCAGGACUACACGGAUUCCCAGGAAAUCCUGGCCAAGAGGGACCCUUGGGGCAGCCAGGUGCCCCAGGCCUUGGAGGUCUGCCUGGGGACAGAGGGGAGCCUGGGGACACAGGCGUCCCCGGCCCAGUGGGCAUGAAAGGAUUCUCUGGCGACAGAGGAGAUGCUGGCCAGUCCGGCGAUCGAGGCCAUCCAGGAAGCCCAGGAUUCAAAGGGAUGCUCGGAAUGCCCGGACCCCCUGGGCUGAAAGGAGACAGAGGCUCGCCUGGGAUGGAUGGUUUCCAGGGCAUGCCUGGGCUCAAAGGAAGACCGGGGCUGCCAGGAAGCAAAGGAGAGUCUGGAUUUUUUGGAAUUCCUGGUCUGAAGGGUCUGGCUGGCGAGCCGGGCGUUAAAGGCAGCCGAGGGGACCCCGGGCCCCCAGGACCGCCUCCCAUCAUCCUGCCAGGAAUGAAAGACAUGAAAGGGGAGAAAGGAGAUGAAGGGCCCAUGGGGCUGAAAGGAUACCUGGGCCUGAAAGGUACCCAAGGAAUGCCGGGGAUCCCCGGGCUAUCCGGAACCCCUGGGUUACCCGGGAGGCCCGGCUACAUCAAAGGAGUCAAGGGCGACAUCGGAGUCCCUGGCGUGCCUGGUCUGCCAGGACUCCCCGGGGUGGCCGGCCCCCCUGGAAUUACAGGAUUCCCAGGGUUCACAGGAAGCCGGGGUGACAAGGGUGCUCCAGGGAGCGCAGGCCUAUACGGCAAAACCGGCCCCACUGGUGACUUCGGUGACACUGGGGACACGGUAGAUUUGCCAGGCAGGCCGGGCCUGAAGGGGGAACAGGGCAGCGCUGGGAUGCCAGGUCUAAAGGGAUUCUUUGGAGAGAAGGGCACAGAGGGCAGCAUCGGCUUUCCCGGGAUCCCUGGCGCACCUGGAGUCCAGGGCCCUCCUGGACUGAAAGGACAAACAGGCUUUCCGGGACUGACGGGGCUGCAGGGGCCGCAGGGAGAGCCCGGCCAGGUCGGACCGCCUGGCAGCAAAGGAGACGAUGGCUGGCCCGGGGUGCCAGGCUUACCAGGUUUCCCGGGAAGCCGAGGGAUCAGCGGACUGCACGGCUUGCCCGGCACCAAGGGCCUGCUGGGAUCCCCAGGUGCUGACAUCUAUGGAGACCCAGGUUUCCAAGGCCCUCCAGGGGACAGAGGUGACCCAGGAGAGGCCAACACCUUCCCAGGCCCUGUGGGAGCCCCAGGACAGAAAGGGGAACAAGGAGCCCCAGGGCAGCGAGGCCCAGCUGGGAGUCCGGGCCUGCAGGGGUUCCCUGGCAUCACACCCCCUUCCAACAUCUCAGGGUCACCCGGUGACAAGGGGGCGCCAGGCAUAUUCGGCCUAGAAGGUUACCGAGGCCCCCCCGGGCCACCCGGGCCUGCUGCUCUUCCUGGAGGCAAAGGCGAUGCGGGGAACCCAGGAGCUCCCGGAGUCCCAGGGACCAAAGGAUGGGUCGGGGACCCCGGGCCCCAGGGCAGGCCUGGCGUGUUCGGGCUCCCGGGAGAGAAAGGGCCCAGGGGUGAGCAGGGCCUCAUGGGCAGCACUGGAGCCAGCGGGACUGUGGGUGACAGAGGCCCCAAGGGACCCAAAGGAGACCAAGGAUUCCCCGGUGCGCCCGGCCCUGCGGGAUCCCCCGGGAUUGCAGGAGUCCCCCCGAGGAUCGCCGUGCAGCCUGGGAUACUGGGUCCCCAGGGGAGGAGAGGUCUUCCUGGGGCGCAGGGCGAGAUGGGGCCCCAGGGCCCCCCCGGAGACCCAGGUCUCCGCGGGGAUCCAGGGAAGGCCGGGCCCCAGGGAAGAGGCGGCGUGUCUGCUGUUCCAGGGUUCCGGGGGGACCAAGGGCCUGUGGGGCACCAGGGCCCGACUGGCCAAGAAGGUGAGCCAGGCCGUCCGGGGAGCCCGGGGCUGCCGGGGAUGCCGGGCCGCAGUGUGAGCAUCGGCUACCUCCUGGUGAAGCACAGCCAGACGGACCAGGAGCCCAUGUGCCCCGUGGGCAUGAACCGGCUGUGGAGCGGGUACAGCCUGCUGUACUUCGAAGGCCAGGAGAAGGCCCACAACCAGGACCUCGGGCUGGCGGGCUCCUGCCUGGCGCGGUUCAGCACCAUGCCCUUCCUGUACUGCAAUCCCGGUGACGUCUGCUACUAUGCCAGCCGCAACGACAAGUCCUACUGGCUCUCCACCACCGCCCCGCUGCCCAUGAUGCCCGUGGCCGAGGAUGACAUCAAGCCCUACAUCAGCCGCUGCUCUGUGUGCGAGGCCCCCGCCGUCGCCAUCGCCGUCCACAGCCAAGACGUCUCCAUCCCCCACUGCCCACCCGGGUGGCGGAGUUUAUGGAUUGGAUAUUCCUUCCUCAUGCACACAGCCGCUGGGGAUGAAGGUGGCGGCCAGUCGCUGGUGUCGCCGGGCAGCUGUCUGGAGGACUUCCGCGCCACGCCGUUCAUCGAGUGCAACGGGGGCCGUGGGACUUGCCACUACUACGCCAACAAGUACAGCUUCUGGCUGACCACCAUCCCCGAGCAGAGCUUCCAGGGCUCGCCCUCGGCCGACACGCUCAAGGCCGGCCUCAUCCGGACGCACAUCAGCCGCUGCCAGGUUUGCAUGAAGAACCUGUGAGGCCACGGCGCUCUUCUCGCUUGGCGCUCACGCCAGGAAGUCCAUUUUGGUGCUUAUUCUUUUGUUUGUUUUUACGUUUUUUGAAAGAGUCUUACUCUGUCGCCCUGGGUAGAGUGCAGUGGUGUCACCA
Microcebus murinus (gray mouse lemur) is the source of this 5525-nucleotide messenger RNA. It is a transcript of the gene COL4A2, whose product is annotated as collagen type IV alpha 2 chain. Gene Ontology annotation, cellular component: collagen trimer. NCBI's taxonomy places the organism in Eukaryota, Metazoa, Chordata, Mammalia, Primates, Cheirogaleidae. The record is from RefSeq and is a predicted model, not a curated record. Gene Ontology annotation, molecular function: extracellular matrix structural constituent conferring tensile strength. Gene Ontology annotation, biological process: extracellular matrix organization.